UCGUCCCCGGCCCGCGCCAACGCCAUGGAGGCGCCGCGCGCGAUACUCGGCGGCGAAGGCGAGGUGGAGGAGGAUAAUGCGGAGGAGGCGCGGGAGGUUUUACUGCAGCAGGUGUUCGCAGACAUAGGGGCCAUGUAUCCAGCUGCUGCUGAAGCUGAGAGUGAGGCCCCAGGAACACCUGGUGCUGCCCACACAGGGACCCCUGCAGACACAGAACCCAGCAAGGCCAAGUGCAAUAAUCUAGGGGCCACGUAUACAGUUGCUUCUGACGCUGACAGCGAGGCCACUGAGAGCGAGGCGCUAGGAACACCUGGUCCUGCCCACACAGAGUCCCCUCAAGACACAAAACCCAGUAAGAGCAAGCACAAAGAUCGAGGGGCCACAUGUCCAGCUGCUGUUGAUGCCGAGGCAUCAGGGAUACCUGGUGCUGCGCAUGCAGGGACCCCUCCAGACACAAAACUCAGCAAGGGCAUGUGCAAUGGGGCCACUUCUGCAGCUGCUGUUGACGCUGACAGCGAGGCCUCGGGGAGCGAGGCACUAGGGACACAUGGUGCAGCCCACGCGGGGACCCCCCUUGAUACAAAACCCAGCAAGAGCACGAGCUACGGUCUACCGGCCACUUUUGCAGCUGGUGUUGAUGUUGACAGCGAGGCGUCGGGGAGCGAGGCGCUAGGGACACCUGGUGCUGCCCACGCAGAGACCCCUCCAGAAACAGAACCCAUCAAAAGCACACAUGAAGAUCUAGGGGCUACUUCUGCAGCUGCUGUUGACGCUGACAGCUAUGCCUCGGGGAGCGAGGCACUAGGGACACCUGGUGCAGUCCACGCGGGGACCCCCCCUGAUACAAAACCCAGCAAGAGCACGAGCUACGGUCUACCGGCCACUUUUGCAGCUGCUGUUGACGCUGACAGCGAGGCGUCGGGGAGCGAGGCGCUAGGAACACCUGGUGCUGCCCACGCAGAGACCCCUCCAGAAACAGAACCCAUCAUAAGCACACAUGAAGAUCAACAGGCCAUGUUUGCACCUGUUGCUGAGAGCGAGGUCACAGGAACACAUGAUCCACAUGCCACGUUUGCAGCUGUUGCUGAUGCUGAGAGCGAGGUCACAGGAACACAUGAUACUGCCCUCACAGGGACCCCUCCAGACACAGAACCCAUAAAAAGCACGUGCAAUGCUGCUGAGGUAGCAGUUGCUGAUUUGGCCAGGAUGGCGUUUCCGCACCCCCCCUCCCCUCCUGACCCCCCCGGCGAGCGGCAUCGCAGUGGGAUGGCAGAGCGUACAUUCAUGUGUGAUGAAUGCGGGAAGGGAUUCUUCUACACAUCGCACCUGAAGACUCACAUGCGCACACACUCUGGAGAGAGGCCAUUCGUCUGCCAGGACUGUGGGAAGGCGUUUUCCACAAACUCGAACCUGAAACACCAUCAGAAGACACACACAGGUGAAAAGCCACACGUGUGCCAGAACUGUGGGAAGGGCUUUUCCACCAAUUGUUUACUCAAGACCCACCAACGGAAGCACACAGGCGAACGGCCCUUUCUCUGCAAGUUGUGUGGGACAGCGUUUGCGCACAAGUCGAGCCUGAAGAACCACCAGAACACGCAUACCACCGAAAAGUCUCUGACCUGUGACAAGUGUGGCAAGUCAUUUGUGAAUCGCGCUAACCUCAAUGCACACAUUAAGAGACAUGCCGCAGAGAAGGAGCAUGCUUGCGAGCAGUGUGGGAAAAAGUUUAUGAUGAUUUCCUACCUGAAAAUCCACCAGAAGACGCACACACUUGACGGGAAGCAUGUGUGCGACGAGUGCGGAAAGAAGUUUAUUUAUUUGUCGUACCUCAAGACCCACCAGAGGUGGCACAGCGGGGAACGGCCAUACGUGUGCGAAGUGUGCCACAAGGGCUUUGUGCAGAGCUCAGCCCUCAAGUCCCACCGCGUGAUGCACUCCAACGAGCGGCCCUAUGCUUGCUCCGAGUGCGGCAAAACAUUCGCUCAUCGCAAGCACCUGCAGGACCACGGUCGGACGCACACCGGUGAGAAGCCCUUCACCUGCCACGAGUGCGGAAAGUGCUUCUCUCUCAAGUCCAACCUUAAAGUUCACCAGAAGGGCCACAGCGGUGAGCGGGCGUACGUGUGCACGGAGUGCGCCAAGGCGUUUAUAUGCAUGUCUCAUCUGAAGGAACACCAACAAAUGCAUGCUGGACAGAGGGCAUAUGUAUGUGACCAGUGUGGGAGCAGCUUUUUGAGCAACAGUCACUUGAAAAAGCAUCAGAAAAAGCAUAAAAUUAAGGCUACACUAGCCACAAAUGCAUGAAUAUAGGAUGAAUUGUAGUAAAUAUAAACAUCUAUAUAUUAUUUCCCACCUGAUAUAUGGUACAUAAUAUGGUACCAUGCUUUGUAAUUUACAGUUCAUCUAAAGUAUACCUGAUUCAACUGGUGAAGUUUUCAUUGUAUUUUUUAUGUGUUGUAUAUAUUAGGUCUUGAAAAAUAAAAAAAUGAA
Molecule: messenger RNA, 2493 nt
Organism: Lethenteron reissneri (Far Eastern brook lamprey)
Lineage: Eukaryota; Metazoa; Chordata; Hyperoartia; Petromyzontiformes; Petromyzontidae
Product: zinc finger protein 155-like
Biological process (GO): regulation of gene expression
Cellular component (GO): nucleus
Source: RefSeq, a predicted model, not a curated record